This is a messenger RNA of Talaromyces amestolkiae, 1029 nucleotides long. RefSeq lists its product as uncharacterized. Bases 1 to 1029 code for a protein of 342 amino acids. The record is from RefSeq and is a predicted model, not a curated record. NCBI's taxonomy places the organism in Eukaryota, Fungi, Ascomycota, Eurotiomycetes, Eurotiales, Trichocomaceae. Gene Ontology annotation, biological process: fungal-type cell wall organization; carbohydrate metabolic process. Gene Ontology annotation, cellular component: fungal-type cell wall. Gene Ontology annotation, molecular function: hydrolase activity, hydrolyzing O-glycosyl compounds; glycosyltransferase activity. The transcript is spliced from 3 exons.
AUGCCGGCCCUCAUGAGACUGGUCACGGCAGCUUUGGCUGUUGCCAUACCUCUUGCUGCUGCACAAACCUAUACCACCUGCGAUCCUUUAAACGGAACAUGCCCUGCUGAUCCUGGUCUGGCAAACUACACGUUCUAUACGGACUUCACUGCCGGUGACUCAGCCUUUGAGUUUUGGAAUACGACUGCCGGCACUGUCAAUAGCACAUCGCAAGGCGCCGCAUUCAUCAUCAGUGAAGAAGGAGACUCUCCGACUAUACAGACAGCAUUCUACUUCUUCUUCGGCCACGUCGAUGUUAAGAUGAAAAUUGCCAAUGGCACGGGUAUUAUCAGCAGCAUAGUAUUCCUAUCGGAUGAUCUGGACGAGAUUGAUUGGGAGGGCAUUGGUACAUACAAUUAUGAAAUCGAGACCAACUACUUUGGCAAGGACAACACCACAAGCUACGACCGCGCGACCUACCCAAACGUCACCACUCCAAGUGAUGAGUUUCACACAUACAGUGUCGAUUGGACCCCUGAGCAGAUUCAAUGGUUUGUUGACGGUGACCUCAAACGUACUCUGGCAUAUGAUGAUGCACUUAAUGGAGAAAACUUCCCACAAACGCCCAUGGUGCUCAAACUCGGUAUCUGGGCAGGUGGUUCCUCCAGCGAAGGCGAAGGCACUAUCGAAUGGGCCGGUGGCGAGACGGAUUUCAGUGAUGCUCCAUUUACUAUGUAUGUUGAGUCGGUCAACAUUACCAACUACUAUCCUGCCGAGUACUACACCUAUGGCGACACUACCGGUGCUUACACGAGCAUUGUCUUGUCCAACUCAACCAGCACUAGCAACUCCAGCGUGACAACGACAACGACGAAGAAUGGAACAAGCACUACUACGCUCGUUAGCAACACUACUAGUUCAAACACUUCAUCCUCUUCUGCUUCAGCCAGUUCCUCGGCCGUUAUUUCUACUGCCGGGGCUGCUGUUGCAGAAUUGGCAAUGAACCCUGUAGUUAUUGUGUCGGCUGUUGUAUUGUACUUGUUCAUGUGA